This is a messenger RNA of Pistacia vera, 1614 nucleotides long. Its product is annotated as basic leucine zipper and W2 domain-containing protein 2-like. The coding region runs from base 137 to 1372 and encodes 411 amino acids. Gene Ontology annotation, cellular component: cytoplasm; membrane. NCBI's taxonomy places the organism in Eukaryota, Viridiplantae, Streptophyta, Magnoliopsida, Sapindales, Anacardiaceae. The transcript has 8 exons. Gene Ontology annotation, molecular function: protein binding. The record is from RefSeq and is a predicted model, not a curated record.
CUUUGUCGAAGCCCACCACAAUUCCAACCCUCUCUCCCAUUUUUCUCUUCUUCUUCUUUUUUUUCUCUCAAAUUCACUCUCAAUUUGCAGAGAGAGUAUCUCUCUCCCCACUCUUGAUCCCUCUUCAUCUUGGUUUAUGAGCUCGAAGGAGAGACCCACUCUUGGUGGAACGCGGAUUAAGCCCCGCAAACGGAACAUUGCAGCGCCUCUGGACCCUGCAGCGUUUUCGGAUGCAGUGGUCCAGAUAUAUCUGGAUAAUGCUGGUGAUCUGGAACUUGUUGCCAAGAGCCUCGAAUCUUCUGACCUUAACUUCUCAAGAUACGGUGACACCUUUUUUGAGGUUGUUUUCACAGGAGGUCGUACACAACCCGGAACAACUAAACCUGAUGAGGGUGAGCGCCACUCCUUUUCCAUAAUAGACUGUGAGCCUCAACGUGAAGCCAUUUUACCAUCUGUAAUCUACAUACAAAAGAUCCUGCGGCGAAGGCCAUUUCUCAUAAAGAAUCUCGAAAAUGUUACGCGAAGAUUCCUGCAGUCCUUGGAGCUUUUCGAGGAAAAUGAAAGGAAGAAGCUGGCUAUUUUCACAGCACUUGCGUUCUCCCAGAAGCUCUCAGGGCUUCCUCCAGAGACUGUGUUCCAGCCACUCCUUAAGGAUAAUCUCGUUGGAAAAGGGCUAGUUCUUACAUUCGUAACAGACUUCUUUAAGGAGUAUCUGGUUGAUAAUAGCCUUGAUGAUUUAAUCUCAAUUCUGAAACGUGGUAAGAUGGAGGACAAUCUCCUGGAAUUCUUCCCUUCUGGGAAGCGGUCUCCUGAAGGUUUUUCCGAGCAUUUCACCAAGGAAGGAUUGACAUCCUUGGUUGAGUACAAUGAGAAGAAGAUAUUUGAAGUGAGACUGAAGGAUAUGAAAUCUGCAAUAACAACCCAAAUAGCAGAGGAGACUGAAAUGUCUGAAGUUAUAGAAACUGUGAAGCAACGCGUCAAAGAAGCUAAAUUACCUGACACUGAGGUCGUGCGCAUACUGUGGGAUGUCUUGAUGGACGCAGUUCAGUGGUCUGGGAAGAACCAGCAGCAGAAUGCUAAUUCAGCUCUACGCCAGGUCAAAACAUGGGCAGAACUGUUAAACAUCUUCUGCACCAACGGAAAACUUGAGCUGGAACUGAUGUACAAAGUGCAGAUGCAAUGCUAUGAGGAUGCUAAGCUGAUGAAGCUCUUUCCGGAGAUCAUUAGGUCUCUCUAUGACCAGGAUGUGCUUGCCGAGGACACAGUUCUUUACUGGUUCCGCAAAGGAACAAACCCUAAGGGCAGGCAAACUUUUGUGAAGGCUCUGGAGCCAUUUGUGAAGUGGCUGGAAGAAGCAGAAGAAGAGGAAUGAAGUUGCAGCCUAUGGUGAUGAUGGCGAUGACAACGAUGACACUCAAAUGAAAUCCUUGUUCUUUCUGUUUUCUAUUAUAAUUAGUAAGGAAGCCUAUUUGACAAUAUCAACUCUCAUAAAAAAACUCUUCCAUUUGGUGUGUGUGGUUGGUUCCUGUUAAACCCUAUAUGAUCAAACCAUUCUGGAUCAUUUUACUAUUACUACUACUACCAAUAAUCGAUGUCACUUUGUACUUGUCUUUA